ACUAGAUCAGUCUCAGUUUGAUCAUCGAAUAAUAAACAAGAAGCUUAUAAGUGGUGAAAAAUAAGUUUUUAUAAUGCCAGAAUCAGAAAACACAAUGUAUAUCCGUUCAAAUGGAAUCAGUGCCGAGGGCACUAGAGAUCAAUAUGCGGAUGGAAAGGCUGCAAAGGUUUGGGAGGUCUUCAUUGGCGAUACAAAAGUCCGUACAAUGAAUUAUCGUAACUUCUUAGUAAACAUGCUGCGCAAUAGAGGCUGUCGAAGGAUUCUUGAUGUGGCUUGUGGAACUGGAGUUGACUCAAUCAUGCUUGUUGAGGAAGGCUUUGAAGUUGUGUCGUGUGAUGCUUCUGAUAAAAUGUUAAAAUAUGCUCUUAAAGAGAGAUGGAAUCGCAGGAAGGAAAUGAGUUUUGAGAAUUGGGUCAUUGAAGAAGCAAACUGGCUGACUCUUUAUGAUGAUAUCAAGGAUCACGUCAAAGGUGGAUUCGAUGCAGUCAUUUGCUUAGGAAAUUCGUUCGCUCACAUGCCUGAUAAUUUUGGUGAUCAACGCGAACAAAAACAAGCAAUUACAAACUUUGAGAAAUGCCUUCGACCAGGCGGACUGUUGUUCAUUGAUCAUCGUAAUUAUGACUCAAUCAUGGAAACUGGAAGUGCACCUAGCAAGAGCAUUUAUUAUAAUAGUAAGCACAUGACAGACAUUAAAACGUCAGUUCUGAUUGUCGCUGGAAAGCCUGCAAUGGUUUCACUCGAUUAUUUAAUAUCGACAGGUGACGAAACGAGUGAAUUCCGUCUUUCAUAUUAUCCACAUCAAUUGGAAGUAUUCAAGAAAAUUUUAAGAGACAUUUUCGGACAUAAUAGCUAUCAUGAAAUUUUUGGAGAUUUUAAGGAACUUCGUGAUAAUGAUAAUCCAGCUUUUUACAUUCAUCUUAUCGAAAAGUCUGAAUAGAAUCUUUUGUUGCCGCAAGAAGUUACGAUGUUGUUGCCGAAAAGUUAAACAUUCAAAAUAUUAUUUAACAAGUAGUGAUAAGGAUAGACGUAAGAAGAGUGAAAGAAGUGACAAAAUGGAGAGCAAUAAGAUUACACAAAUUAGUUAUAAAGGUAUUGAUGAUUGUAGUGUUAAUGAUUAUUCAGCAUCUUCUAAAAUUUAAAGUAAUAAAGAUUAAUGCAAUAGAUUUUAAUGACAA
Chironomus riparius is the source of this 1175-nucleotide messenger RNA. The record is from the annotation of a GenBank genome assembly. NCBI's taxonomy places the organism in Eukaryota, Metazoa, Arthropoda, Insecta, Diptera, Chironomidae.